GUCCCUCGAAGAGCAGCUGGUCUCCUCCUCUAUCGCAUCGCACCGCAACAAUCGUAAAAUAAACACCGACUUACACCCAACAACCACACAACACCACACAACAAAAUGGCCUCCCCAUCGAACUCUCCCCUGCCGCCCAAGCGCCUCGAGCAGAUCGCUACCGACGUGUGCAACAGCACCUUCGCCAGCGUCGAAUACUAUGAGCACCCCAAGACCGCACAAUGGAAUGAGGCCAUCAUUCAAAAAAUGCUCAAGGCGGUAAUGUCCGAAGCGACCCCCCAAGGCGCCACAACCCCGGCCUACAAGUUCGCCGUCAACAGCACCAUCGUGCAGCACGUUGUGCCCACCUCGCAACUCAACAAGGCCACCAGCACAAGUACGUCGACCGGCACCGGCCCCGAGGGCGAGUCGACCUCGUCGGAGGCUGCUCCCGCCGCCAGCAAGAAGGGACAGGCGGGCCGCCGCGGUAUGCACAGCGCGACGGCGGGCUACUGGAACGAGAAGACGGACGGCAUGUGGAGCUUCAAGUAUGAUGGCGAGGCCAAGGGGCUUGAUGUUGUCAUCAUGCUCAUCUGGAUUGCCCUCUAACGGGGUUAGGAAGAAGAGGAGGAAAUGCGUGGGUUCUGUCCCGGUCACCCCUUAUGAUGUGGUGAUUGAUGGAUGGAUGGAAGAGGCGCAUGGCGAGGGACUGGGAGCCCGGAGCCGGUAUACCAAACAAGCGACAAUAACAAUAAUUUACUCUGUAAUGAUAUCAUACCUUAUUUACAUGGUGCUGAAUGAGAGGGAUCAAGGUGAAGCGUC
Neurospora tetraspora is the source of this 801-nucleotide messenger RNA. RefSeq names its product Tctex-1. Gene Ontology annotation, cellular component: cytoplasmic dynein complex; cytoplasm. The transcript is spliced from 5 exons. Gene Ontology annotation, biological process: microtubule-based movement. Gene Ontology annotation, molecular function: dynein intermediate chain binding. Bases 106 to 588 code for a protein of 160 amino acids. The record is from RefSeq and is a predicted model, not a curated record. NCBI's taxonomy places the organism in Eukaryota, Fungi, Ascomycota, Sordariomycetes, Sordariales, Sordariaceae.